UUGAAUUACACACUCUUCCUACUUUCGCACUAGUACCAGCAUCAUGGCCAUUGAAACCCUUGCUCCCCAGGACGUUCCUACAACGCUCAACUAUUACAUCGCAACAGACGAUUUACCGGCUUAUAACUACGUUGACGAGCCUCCUGAAGGUGUACCCAGGACGAAUAUUGGUGCUGACGCGCAGUCAGUGAUCAUCCACGAUAUUCGCGGCCGCGAGGACACUGUGGGCCUUGAUAAGACAGGCUUUCAGUUUGUGCACCACGUGAGCCAGGAGAAGGAAUUCGUCGAUGAGGAAGCUAUCAAGGCGACAUAUUACAAAGAAGUCCAAGACAUCUUGAAGAAAUAUGCUGGAGCCAAGAGAGUCGCGAUCUUUGACCACACGAUCAGGCGAAACGUUUCCGACGACAGAUCUCAGCAGAAACCUGGCGCUAGAGGUCCCGUGCAACGCGUCCACGUUGAUCAAACAUAUGCAGCUGCUCUAGAGCGGGUUCGCCUCCACCUGGGAGAUGAUGCCGAACGCCUUCUCAAAGGACGCGUUCGUAUCAUCAACGUCUGGAGACCUAUCGGAAACCCCGUCGCACAUGAUCCUCUGACCGUGGCCGACUAUCGCUCCAUUAAUCCUGACGAAGAUCUUGUGUCUACUCGCCACAUCUACCCGCACAGAGAAGGUUCGACGUUUUCUGUGCGGUACAAUCCUGCGCAUCGCUGGUAUUACUUGGCCAACCAAACCCCUGACGAGGUCACUCUCAUCAAGUGCUUUGACUCUGACACGGACAAGGCGCGCCUGACUCCUCACAGUGCCUUUAAGGACUCCACCAGCCCACCUGAGGCCCCUCAUAGACAAUCCAUCGAGGUUAGAGCUUUGGUGUUUGACACCGAGUAGAAGAAUUUCUCAAGUCAUUAGAUUAUUGUCGAGGUUUCAUGUAAGGUUCUGAAGUAAUCGCAUCGUGUACUUUGUAUCCAUUUCGUUAUUACUAGAUCUACAUAGCAAUGUUUUGCAUGUAUGUAAGUUCGUUCAACCAUAUGAAAAUUGUCAGCAGCAACG
Messenger RNA from Coniophora puteana RWD-64-598 SS2, 1045 nucleotides. RefSeq lists its product as uncharacterized. Bases 44 to 883 code for a protein of 279 amino acids. The transcript has 4 exons. The record is from RefSeq and is a predicted model, not a curated record. Lineage: Eukaryota; Fungi; Basidiomycota; Agaricomycetes; Boletales; Coniophoraceae. Gene Ontology annotation, molecular function: oxidoreductase activity.